Messenger RNA from Cordyceps fumosorosea ARSEF 2679, 726 nucleotides. RefSeq lists its product as hypothetical. Bases 1 to 726 code for a protein of 241 amino acids. The transcript has a single exon. The record is from RefSeq and is a predicted model, not a curated record. NCBI's taxonomy places the organism in Eukaryota, Fungi, Ascomycota, Sordariomycetes, Hypocreales, Cordycipitaceae.
AUGGUUCGCUCUGCCUUUUUGGUUGCCGUCUUAGCGGGUCUGGCUUCGGCCAGCCCUGUCGCUUCCGACAACCGCGCGACUCCUUGCAACGACAUUGAAAGCUGUGACUUUGACCAGCAGUGCGUCCAAGGUACUUGCCAGGUUGGCAAUCCAUCCCAAUCUGGCAACGCAGCCCGGGAUGUUACUCCGCAGUCUGCUCUUAUCUGCACCCCAGAGAUAUGCCUCACUGCCACCAACUACAUCUACAACUCGGACCUUGCUGUUCUGGGUACAUACUAUUCUCCUUAUGUUGGCGUCGGCGUUGGCGGUGCCUGGAUUGAAAGCUGGACCAUCGAAGGCGUGGCAGGCGUUGUGGUGAACCCGCUGCUGGGUGCCGGAGGUGUCGGCUGGAGGACGAAUGAAGUCGCGGUGCGCGCGUACUGGGCUGAUGGCGGUUUCUCAUACAUUCUGGAGGACCUUCCGGUUGGCAGGUCUGUUACUGUUCAGUUCAUGGUGAGAGACUCACAGGGUACAUAUGUGUGCACUCAGCCGAGCGUGUAUGUCCUGUACCUCGAGGUCGACAACUACCCAAAGCAGACAUUCCGUGUGACCCCCCAUGGGGGCAAGAAGCGCCAGUCCUUCCGCUUCAUUGCUACGGAUAGCAUAAUGAAGAUAAGGUUCUCGGCUGAGAAAGAUGCCUAUGAUGGCUGUGGACCAUUCUUCACCAACGUUCAGGCCAUUGCUUAG